This is a messenger RNA of Malurus melanocephalus (red-backed fairy wren), 6317 nucleotides long. It is a transcript of the gene BRD3, whose product is annotated as bromodomain containing 3. The record is from RefSeq and is a predicted model, not a curated record. The transcript is spliced from 12 exons. The coding region runs from base 624 to 2792 and encodes 722 amino acids. Gene Ontology annotation, cellular component: chromatin; nucleus. Lineage: Eukaryota; Metazoa; Chordata; Aves; Passeriformes; Maluridae. Gene Ontology annotation, biological process: chromatin remodeling; regulation of DNA-templated transcription.
CAGCCGCACUUUUCAGGCUCUGCUCGUACCUCGGGAGCCGCGGAGGCGCGACGCGGGCGGAGGGGGGAAGCCGGGAUUUUCCCCGGCCAUGUCUGCCCGGGGGACAGCCGCCAGCCGCCACCUCCGCGCCGCUCCUUGUCGCGGGUCCCYAGCCCCGAGCCGAGCCGGGCGUUUGCUCCGCGGGGGACACGGCGUUGGGCGGCCCCACCGCCCGCUGACCGGGGCAUCACCCCUGCCGUUCCUGUCCCCUGCCCGCCGCUCCGGGGAGGGCGCGGGGGGCCGAGGGGGACCCGCCGGCUUCUGGGACUUGUAGUGCGGGCCGCGGCCGCCGCUGCUCCCCCGGCCUGGCCCGGGACUACGGUGCCCACAUGGCCUUGCGCCCCGGCGCAUGAGCGCUCGGGCGCUGUAGCGCAUCUAUUAUACUGCCUUGCCGAGGAUAAAAAGAAGAGCAACUGGAGGGACUAUAAGGCAAACGUUGCUGGAGCUGCCGGGGCAAAUUUGCUCUAGGUUGUAUGGUUGCACCCUGGAAAUGGGAUGUCAGUCCCAUUCAGGGAGCAUAAAGGAAGAAAGAAAAUCUCCCCGUUGCUGCCGCAGUGACAGCGAGUGAGAGCCCGAGCAGGAAGAUGUCGACAGUCACUUCAGCCAUCCAGGCUCCUCAGGGCCCUGUGAAUCCGCCGCCUCCGGAGGUGACUAAUCCCAAUAAACCUGGCCGGAAAACCAACCAAUUGCAAUAUAUGCAAAAUGUUGUGGUGAAGACUUUGUGGAAGCAUCAGUUUGCUUGGCCUUUCUACCAGCCUGUUGAUGCAAUUAAACUGAAUUUGCCGGAUUAUCACAAAAUUAUAAAAAACCCCAUGGACAUGGGGACGAUCAAGAAGCGCCUGGAACACAACUAUUACUGGAGUGCCAGUGAAUGUAUGCAGGAUUUCAACACCAUGUUUACAAACUGUUACAUUUAUAACAAGCCCACAGAUGACAUUGUCCUCAUGGCCCAAGCCCUGGAGAAGAUAUUUCUGCAGAAGGUUGCCCAGAUGCCUCAGGARGAGGUGGAAUUGCUACCCCCAGUUCCUAAAGGCAAAGGUCGCAAGCCCUCAGCGGGCACACAGAGCGCAGGAGCGCAGCAAGCCGUGGCCGUGUCUUCCGUGUCCCCGCCGGCCCCGUUCCAGAACGUCCCUCCAGCCGUGUCUCAGACGCCCGUCAUCGCUGCCACCCCCGUGCCAACCAUCACCGCCAAUGUCCCGCCUGUCGCCGCCCCUGCCGCCGCCGCCCCGCCCCCGCCCGCCGCUCCGAUCAUGCCCGUGGUGCCUCCCACGCCCCCGGUCGUCAAGAAAAAGGGAGUGAAGCGGAAAGCAGACACRACCACCCCCACCACCUCUGCCAUCACUGCCAGCAGGAGCGAGUCCCCCACGCCCCUGUCGGACCCCAAACAGGCCAAAAUCAUCGCGCGCAGGGAGAGCGGCGGCCGCCCCAUCAAACCACCAAAGAAAGACCUGGAAGACGGAGAGGUUCCCCAGCAYGCAGGGAAGAAGGGCAAACUCUCUGAGCACCUCAAGUACUGUGACAGCAUCCUCAAGGAGAUGCUCUCCAAGAAGCACGCAGCCUAUGCAUGGCCCUUUUACAAGCCCGUGGAUGCUGAGGCCUUGGAAUUACAUGACUAUCAYGAUAUUAUCAAACAUCCCAUGGAUCUCAGUACUGUGAAAAAAAAGAUGGACAGUCGGGAAUACCAGGAUGCACAAGGUUUUGCAGCAGAUAUUCGGUUAAUGUUCUCUAAUUGUUACAAGUACAAUCCUCCAGACCACGAGGUGGUGGCCAUGGCCAGGAAGCUCCAGGAUGUGUUUGAGAUGAGGUUUGCAAAAAUGCCCGAUGAGCCUGCAGAGGCCCCCCCUCCACCUCCCCCAACAGCCCCAGUGGUGAGCAAAAGCACAGAGAGCAGUCACAGCAGCGAGGAAAGCUCCUCUGACUCCGACAGCUCCGACUCGGAGGAGGAGCGGGCGACGCGGCUGGCAGAGCUCCAGGAGCAGUUGAAAGCCGUCCAUGAGCAGCUGGCUGCACUGUCGCAAGCGCCAGUGAACAAACCAAAGAAAAAAAAAGAGAAGAAGGAAAAAGAGAAGAAAAAGAAAGAUAAAGAGAAGGAGAAAGAAAAGCACAAAGUAAAAGCUGAGGAGGAGAAGAAACCCAAGGUGGCUCAACCACCAAAACAAACCCAACAAAAGAAAGCCCCAGCUAAGAAAGCAAACAGCACAACCACAGCUAACAGGCAGCCCAAGAAAGGAGGCAAACAGGCAUCUGCAACCUACGACUCGGAUGAGGAGGAGGAAGGGCUGCCCAUGACCUAUGAUGAGAAACGACAGCUCAGCCUGGACAUCAACCGCCUGCCCGGGGAGAAGCUGGGCAGGGUGGUGCACAUCAUCCAGUCCCGGGAACCUUCCCUCAGAGACUCCAAUCCCGACGAGAUUGAAAUAGAUUUUGAAACCUUGAAGCCCACAACUUUACGAGAACUGGAGAGAUACGUGAAAUCUUGUUUACAGAAAAAACAGAGGAAACCGUUUUCUGCCAGUGGCAAAAAGCAAGCAGCAAAAUCAAAAGAAGAGUUAGCUCAGGAAAAGAAGAAAGAACUAGAAAAGCGAUUACAGGACGUCAGUGGGCAGCUAAACAACAACAAGAAGCCUGCAAAGAAAGAGAAAUCCGGCUCCACUCCCUCCGGAGGCCCCUCCCGGCUCAGCAGCAGCAGCUCCUCCGAGUCCGGGAGCAGCAGCUCCAGCGGCUCCAGCUCGGACAGCAGCGACUCGGAAUGAGCUGGGGACACUUGGACACAAAUCCCACACCUCCCUCCCCACGCUCUGCUGUGUCCCCUCCCCUCCUUAACCCUCYCGGGCCACGGUGGUCAGGUUUUAUCCCCUCUGUCUUUUUCUCUCACUUGUUUUUUUUUUAUUUUAUUUUUUAACUCAGUGUUACAAAAAGUAUCUUCUUUUUUUUUUUGGGGGGUGGGGGGGGAGUUCUCUUUUAAUAGGUCAAAGAUCUUUGAGUGCGUGUGUGUGACUAGACUUUAUGACAAAUAGUUCCCUUUGCAUAAAGUCUCUAAAAUUUACAAUUAUCUGGAGAAAAUUGGUUGAAAAUGGAAGAACUUUGAGCUCUUAGCAGGAGAUAAAUAGAAAAUUCUGCAAGGUUUGUAGUACAUUUCCCUUCCAGCCCUUCUCUCUGCCCAGAAUAUUCUCUUUUAAUGAGCCUGCCUGGCUCACACAAGGUAAAAACCAUCUUUUUUUAAAGAAAUCUCUGUAAAAUGGUACUGUAUCUGAAAGAUGUUAGCUUUUGAACUAGUUGGUGUAUUUGUUAUUAGCACUAGUAUUCUUAAUCUCCAAGUCUACAGUGUGAUGAAAAUGUCAGAUGCUAUCAUCUUUUUACAUAAAAACAACAAAAAAAAUCCAAAAAAAUUCUCAUGUACUGUGGAUUGCUAACAUGCUUUUUUUUUUUUAAUCUUGGUAGAGGCAUAGACACCUGUUCAGGAAGGCAUUGAAGCAUGAAUUUAACUUUUUAAGCACACRAGCAAUAGAAGUGAUUGCAUUUCUUGGUUUUAAAAGCUUCACUUUUCCUGGGGACUCGUUGGGAAGAAGGGAGCCAGGGACACACUCAMAUUUCUUGGGAAUGUUAUUUUUAACAUUAAACAGAGAAUUUCCAGGAAAUGGAUGCUCUCUAUGGAAGUUUUCAUUGAAUUGAGAAGAGCUUUUUUGGCUGGAAGUUGUCAGCUGGAGCCUGGAGUGAUCCCUGCAGUGACCAGGACAAGUCAUGUGCCCAUUACUGGACACAUCUUAGGGAUUUUCUCCAUGACAAACACCUCAGUCUGGGCUUAAAAUAAAGCAGCACUUGAGCUCCAGCUGAGGCUGAGCUGGCAGGGGAAGUGGAGAGGGAUUUUGUGUGUGUUUGGGCUUUUUUUGCUUUUUGAGUUUGCUUUGUUUUUUGUUGUUUUUUUUUUCCUUCUCCUCRUCAUUCUGGUAGUGAGCUCCUAGAAGGGGGAUGCUCCUGUGUCAGGCAGGGUGCAGGUUCCAGGCACUGAAAUGUUUUACCUCAAUGAAAAGGAAAAAGAGGGGAAGGAGAAGAAAAAAAAAAAAAGAGCUAAUUUUUUAAAGCUUGCUAUUUUUUUGAGUCCAGCCUAACGUUUUGACCCGCACUGCUGCAAUACACUCUGUUUUCAGUGUCCCUAAUUUCAUGUAUAUACCAUGACUUUAUUUAUUAAUAAACACCAUUGGUUGUUUCAAAGGUAAUAAAACCUAACAAAAGCAAAGCUGGGGUUCUGCAGGCCAGCAGACAGGCAGACUUUUAAUGAGGUUUGAACCAGAUUUAAAAAAAACAAAACAAACAAACAACAAAACAAAUAAAAAUCCACAACUUUAUUUAUAUCCCUUGGACUUUAUACCUACAGGUGCUACAGUCCAGUUUCUUGUGUGUCUGGUGCUCUGUCAUGUUUGGUGUGUUUAUUUUUAGGGUUUUUUUCCCUUGUCUUUUUACCCCAGCCCCCUUUUUUUCCUGUUUUGUACAGAUUUUGGAGACAUACACUUGGAUACAAUUUUAUUUUCUCAGUAAUAUUUCCAGUUGUCUUUUUUCCCCCUCCUCCUUUUUUUCAGAUUUUGGUUGAACAAUGGGGGUUUUAUCCUUUUAUAAUCCAAUUUUAGGAAAACACCAGUUCUAUAAUUAUAUAAAACCUGUAAUCUGAGGGGCAGAAGUUUUAUUGUAAAUUUUUUAUUGUAAAAAAAAAUAUAAAGUUUAACAGAGAGUUCUGCUUUUCCUUCUCCAGCACCAGCCCCUAAAGCUGCCUCUCUACUGUGGAGUAGCCCUAAAAUUCACCUUCCUGUGCUCUCCCAGUGGUGCAAAUUGCUCCAGUUUUUAUUUUCCCCACAGAUGAGUGACUCUGGAGGGAUCCUCAAGCCCAGCACGUGAUUUCCUUUGCACACUCRGCCUCCAGGAGCUGGGACAGGAGAUGCUGUGCUGGGCUCUGGGCUCWGGGGGAUGUCCCUGUGCUGGGAAAUUGGGAAUCACAGCAUUCCAAGGUUUGCACUUCCAGCUGCAUCCAURCUCAGCUCCCAAUCACUCCCUGCCCAUCAKCCAGGGGUGAUUAGCUGGGCACUCRGGCCUUGCAAAAUCUGCUGGUGGUGACCAGAGAUCAUUUCCCACAGCAUUUGAAAAGGAAAAUGUUCUGAUUUUUACUGAAAUUCAUGGUUUUUCUUUUCUAUUAACAAUGGUGUUAUUUUAGUUCUGAUUUUUUUUUUAAUUCUGCCCUUAAAAAAUCCUCCCCCCCAGACAGAUCCUUGGUAAUAUAUUUUCAGAAUUUACUUUGAGGAAAUGUAAUAUUCACCUAAUUAAGAGCUUGGGUUUCUUUUUAAUGGGGUUGGGUUUCACCUGUGUUUCUCCUGUUGCCUGCGACUUGAAUAAUCUGAAUAUUUUAAUGAAUAAUUGCACCUAAUUCACUGCCACGGCCUUUGGAUAAACAAACUCCCASUUUUCCCUUCCUGGGACCUUUUCCUGAGUGCUUGAACCUGAGCUGUGCUGCUGAUGGGACGUGGUGGUGGCUUCUGUUGGGAGAACAAACCAGAGCCUGUGUUGGAGGCCACACAAAAUCUGGGAAUGUGGCUCUGGGAGCAUCCUCUGCCAUCAGGAACAGCCCCUGGAACACACAGACAUCCCUCAAGGAACCACGGGGCUGUGGCACCCAAAUURAUGGGAAAGUUGGAGGCAAAGGGGUGAGAACCACGUGGGAAGUGAUGGGGAAAGGCCUGGUCUGAGAGCGGCUCAGCGCUGGAGGAGGAUCCCUGUUUGAGCUGGAAAAUCAUCCCAGCCUGGGGAUUUUCACGGAAAACAACCUCCAAGGGAAUGGGAACAACCACCUGCACAUCUUCGAUCCACCAGCUUCAACUUGGGCUUCCACUUAUUGGGAAACUUCUCAUGGAAAGUGAGGUGUUCUCGACGGAAUGGAGCAAAGAGAAAUCCAUUUUGGCAUCGCCAAGGAAAGAAAAUGAUGAUUCCUCACUUCCAAAUGUUGUCCUUACACUUUUCCAUUCUCACAUUGUUCGUAGUGCUCAUUAUCCCCACCCUGUUUAUGGGGGUGCCUCCUGUACAUCCCAAGUUUCUCCAGGAAAGAAGAGAUGUUUCCARUCCAGAGUAAGUAGCAGCAGCCCUUAAAUGAGUUGGGAACUGAACCAACAAGAGCAUUUAUUUAACUGAGUUUUAUUGCAUGACAUGUCAGUCCAGAUGUCACGGAUUAACUUUGAAAUGAUCAAACACAGAACGUUUGAAAGAACAUUUUUAAACUUAAGAAUAAAAAAAAAAAA